Messenger RNA from Spirometra erinaceieuropaei, 13538 nucleotides. NCBI's taxonomy places the organism in Eukaryota, Metazoa, Platyhelminthes, Cestoda, Diphyllobothriidea, Diphyllobothriidae. The record is from the annotation of a GenBank genome assembly.
AUGUCAUUAGAAAGCAUUAUCGAGUCUACUUAUCGGAUUUGUAGUGGAUCAAAAACUGAUCUAGAAAUAUUUCACGUAAAACUGACCGAUUCCGCCCUAAAAAACAUCGAAAACCUAUAUCGAAAGCAGGUACGUUGUCAACUUACAUCUGAAGGCUUAAACCGUCUAGACCAAACCAAUUAAACUCAGUGUAGAAGGCGACCACGGGGUAAGAUGAUGACAACUUUACUACAACAAAACUUCAAGACCCUUGCCGUCCCUAGCAAACAGUCCUAUGACUACUUUGAUCUUUCUAUAUCUCCGGUCCACUACAGUCCCGAGGGCAUUAUUGACUACGUCCAGAUACAGGGGUAAAAGCUGCACGUUAUCAUUUAUAUCGUUGUAGGAGUAAUGUGUCUAGUCUCGGAAAACCAGUCUCCAGACUGACCGUAAAGGCUAACGAUGACAGCUUCUCUGCUGCUAAGAUCAAGAUGGCGGAAGCUGAGAAAGAGCAACGAAGGUGUCAGUCCAAGACAACACUCUUUCCGGACAGUAGUAAAUCACUUACUCCUAGGAGGUAUCAAGAGACCUCCUCUGGCCAGCGCCCCACACAAACUCCUCCGAACUCACGAUUGUCUGAGCCAAGAAUUUCACCCUCACUGAACGCUAACCGUUGUUGCAGCCCCCAUUGCGCCAACAAGAGUCCCUUGACUCCCACAGCGGACGUGGCUUCUCGCCGUUUAAGGUAGAAAAUGUUUCCCCCGCACGGAUUCUUUUUCUAAAGUCGUAUUUUGGCAAUCACACUGCGCGGCCCCCGUUGUAAGCGUCAUGAUCGUAAUCUUGGUUUCAAACUAGUUGAAAAACUCCCAAUCUGUAUAGGGUGGGACCUUACAUCCCCUCCUGCAUUGUUCCUAGAAAGGACCGCUGAAUGUAGUUUUUGGGGAGUUAACGUCUUUUAUCUGAACUUCUUAACUUCCGCAUACACCUAGCACUAAAAACGGCUGCAUUUGAAGAUAACAGGGCUCCUCAUCCAACUUUGCCGAUCGGUACUAGUUUUGCAGCACUCCGCCUACUUCGUCUUUACCUGCCUUCAGUUCAGCUUUUAAUUCUAUGGUGUUUAUUACGGCCCUCCGGUAUUUCAUCAAACGUCGAUCACGCGCUCCUUAGUCGACUCUUUUUACUUGUUUACAGGGAUAGAAUUAUUCAUUUGCUUGCACUACGCCCAUACAAACGGCCCGAACUCAUCUUACGUCUAAAGCAAGAUGGACUUACUAAUGAGGAUAAGGAACUGGUCGAUGACAUUCUUAACAAAGUCGGUCGUCUCGGAAGGCAGGGUGAUUUCAGUCUCGCCGCCACGUUUUACAAUCUGAUUGAAACUUCCUGGCCCGGAUAUUCCCAGUCUGAGAGGGCAACUAUAACUUCAAUAAAAGCAAGUUGAUUUUUCGUUCCUUGCUACCCUUUGAAAUUAUUUGAUGCCUUUUCAGACAGUAUAGCAUGCGUCUACGCAUAUAAUUUUGGUCGUCCAAAAACAUUUGUAAAUGCGUAACUAUGAUAGUAUUUCAAUCCAUAAUAUUCUUACUAUCUCUUACUAGCCUGUGCAGUGGAUUGCAGUAGAAAGUGUACAUCAGAAAGAAAACAGGCUGCUAGUCAUUUAACGGGUGCCUAUAUGGUGACUUUGAGAGACUUUAGCCGUCAUCUCCUAUGAAGCCGGCAGUGCUAGUAUGUCACCGUAGGAUUUUCAAGCCUUUUAAUUCCCUGAACUAUCCAAAAGUAAGCUCUGGCCCAGAAUAUCAGGCAAGGUGUCUUAUUUUUCCGUAUUGCUCAUUCCAUUAAGUAAAGAAUCCCAUCAUUUUCUUCGUUUAUAAAGCAAUUUUACCGUUGGCACAAAAUAAUGGUGGAUGUACGCUGCAGCUCUUUAGUGUUAUUCUCGCACUCUAAGGAUGGUCUUUAACUGCUUUUUAUUGAGUACUUUCUUAGCAAUUAGAUGCGGGGCCUCACACAUUUUAUGACAUCAAAGAUAGUAUAUUGUUAUUUUUUCAAACCCCGCUCAUAAUGCCUUGUAGACUGGACCCAUGCGUUUUCCAGUUUCCAUUGUUUAGUUAUGGUUACGAGUCAUCCUGGAUUUUUGAAGGAACAGAAGGGUCCUAGGAUUUACUUCGCAACUUCUCAUUAAUAUUUUUUCAACCGCACAGAAGACGCCUUUUGCUCUAGUUGGUAGUCCAAGAAAUUGAAUAUUGCAAGAGCGGCAAUGUAUUUCUUCCUCGAGACAAUCGUUGAGCGUUAAUUUUGGCUUAUUUAAUUUGGUCAACCUUUAAAUUCCAAUCAGAUAGUGCCUUUCGGGUCCUCAUCCACUAGUUUAUGCUGCCUAAACUUCACUGACUGUUAAGUCUAGCUGAGUAAGCUGUCUUACUCUCAGUUUCAAAACUACGGAAAGCAUUCGAUCUCAUCUCAUUUCUCCAAAAGCGGCCAACUUCCGGCCUGUAUACUUAGUUUCUAUUAAUACCGCGUAAAGAUGUUCCACUCAGUUUUUCGAAAAAAGGACGCGCAUCUUUUUCCAUGGUUGAUGACACACAUAUACUUACUAGUUUGCUGUCAGUGUUCGCACGUCGUUCAUCCCUGCCAGGGUUUCGGGCACAGCAUGCAAAACCAUUUAGCAUUCCUUCGAAGUGUCACUUUCUAACACUACUGAUUUCAGUUUUAAGAGCUAUGCCGACAAGGGAACUCGAUUGUUUUAUCUUGAAAUGGUGUUAGCGUAUCAAAUGACUUUGAUGUUUGUGCGUGCAAACAAUAAGACCACCAGUGAUCUAAGUCGCGUUCCUCUACUACAAUAGCUGACAUGGGAAUAUUUUCCGCAAAUGUCACUAGUCUUUCAUAGGAGAUAUACGACCGGCGAGCAGAGGACGAUAAUCUGUGACACUUUGAAUGAGCCUUGAUCGAAGGAAGCCGACUGUACGAUAUACUGUAGCAUUUUUCGUUCCCACAAUUGCCUUCCUGAUAAGUAGUUUUUUGCACCACACGCAGUUCUUAUUUGGUUAAGACCUCGACACAUUGCAUAAGAAUUUUCUCCAAACAAUGCCUUUUAAAAUCGCAACUAUUCGCUGUAUUCGCCCUCGAGUAUCGCCACUUUCCCCUCAGGUAUUUAGAAAUGUCACACAAUGGACUUAUUCUUCCAGCACCAGAAAUGUCUGCCACACAUUCCCGUAAACCUUCAAAGUGACUAUAAAAGCAUCAAACCGAAAGGACUGAUGUGCCCCUUCUUAGCAGACUUUUGAACUUGUCAGAAUUGAAGAGAACUCACAAAACACAUUGUCAGAUAUAUUAUGUAUACGUUCUGAGGGAUCCUGACUACUCUUAGCUGAUAUCCUGCACAUAUCAAAGGAAUGGGCGGUUUUCGUUACGCAACCCAACCUAAAACAAACAUUAUUUUUGCCACCUGUUCAUGUUCUUAGGGAAACCUGUUUACCUGGUACACACGACCCGACGUCCAUUUAUACCGCGCUGCUGAAAGUGUAGCCAAUUGGCCGCCUGCGUGACAUGUUCAAGUUUAGUGACGUUCAUCGUCCUCCUUAGUUCACCAUAUACACUUUUAGAGGGCCCUUCGGUUCUCGAAUGUUUGUUUUACAUUGAUUGUGCACUCAAAAGCACUUACUGUAGACUUUCUUUGUGUUUUCACGUAAACGCGACGUUAGCCGCGAAAUUAGGGCUUGCACACAUCUAGAACAUAGUAUCAAAGGCAUUUCCUCCGGCCAACCUAGUUUUUUCUUUUGGCAGGCAAAACUCCAGUCUUCCUCUCCCACUAACCGUCUUUUGCCGGAGAAUGCUUCCAGAGGGGUUGCAUCUCGGCAGAAUUCUCCAUCUACCAUAAUUGCUGCAGAUGAUUUUGGUCGCAAACCAACCCGUGCCAGUGCACCAAGUGCACCUCACUCCCUUGGCAAGAAAAUUGCCGCGUUGGAUCUUCUCUCAAGCGGUAUUCCGGCCACUACAGUUGCUUCUCAACAUGGCAUCACCGUGCACCUUCUUGAACAGUGGAAGUCAUCUGAAGCUGUUCUCCGCCAGGUUUGUACACUGUCUUUCCCGAGGACUGCAAGUCUUUCAACUCCUUUUGCAUGUCGUGCGUUUUCACAUUUUAUCAACCUCUUUUCGUACUGAACCCCAUGUAAUGCUGCUAAUCGAUUUAGUUGUCAAGUCUGACUAUGCGAAGUUUGUAGUUUUAGAAAUGUUGCUUUGAGGGGCAUCAGUCCUUUAACCACAAAUGUGCUGACUCUUAAAAUUCCCUGAUGCUUAUUCCAAACGUCGGACGUCUGGAAAGCGUCGCAAGUCCGGGAUCGUAAUCUAUGUUAUUUAGUACGGACUCUUUUCACAAGCCAUAAGAGUCGGGUACUGCAGAACGUUCACAUCUACAGUAUUUUUAGCCUCUAAACCCGAAUUGGAAGAUGCUAUGCACAAUAAGGAAGACGUUGUUGCGUGUGUGCGUGAUUGCGCGCCCUAUAUAUUGACACAGAUCGAUUCAUAAUUGCGCCUGCGAGAGUGCGCCUCUGGAGAGUGCGGCUGCGUUCGCAGUAGUAGCUGUGGUGGCGGCAGUGGCAGCACCCAUUCAUCAGUUAAUGGUGUUUGCGCGCGCCGCCCCUGCGAGCUUUGCAUGCGUGUGGGCCUGCGCGUCUACGCGCAGACGCCGUUUAUUCUUCCGGAUUCUCUAUACCUCUUCUCUUCUCUUCUCUCUCUCUUCUCUCUCUCUCUCUCUCUCUCUCUCCCUCUCUCUCCCUCUCCUCUCUCUGGGUCCAAUUUUGUCCGUGUGUGUGCAUGCGUUCGCGAUGGGACCAUCAUCAACUCGCCAACAGCCCCCACCCUUAUCGGCGGUUUGGUGUCUUAAGUGCAUACUCAUUUGAAUGCACGCAGGUGCGCAUUGGCCGGUCAGUGUGUGCGAAUAUGCACAUGGAAAUACAAAAAUACGUAGUUCCUCACCAUUCAUCCCCUCUCGAGCUCAGUAACUUGCUGAAUUAUGCAACAAUAAGGAUGGUGGUUUUGCCACCGUUUCUGUAUUAUCAUUUCUUGCCGUGCCUUCCGACAAAACUGAUUUCCUCAUUCUUCGACCUGCCCCCCUUAGGAAACGAGUCCCAUGGAAGGCGACCAUUUCUGGUGUUGGUAGCUUGCAUCAUGAAUCAGGCUGUAUAGCACAUCCUGUGAACUUUAAACAUGGUAGUCGACACUUUUUACCCCCUCCUGCCUAUGUAAACCACUCUUCACUCAUUACAGGUGUACUUUUGUCUUGUGGACGUGGCAUCUAGGCGGCGGCGGCGGCGCGGACAUUGUUGCUUUUCGCAAGACUGUCACCUGACAGUAGAGUGAUAGUGAUUCUUAAGUGGUCGGGCUGUCCGAACUAGCUACUUAUAUGCUGAACGCACCGAGUCCUGAUUUGAGAUCCGACUUACGAUUAGACUGUGGUUGUUACCCCUUUUUGGGAUGCAUGCCCUCAGAAGGGAUUAUUAUUUCUAAGUAAACCCAUUUUAACUGACUAGCGCUGAAUGUCAAACCGACGCUCGAAUUUGUGGUCAACACGGGCCAAUCGGAAACCACAACUUUCCGUACUUCAGUAUAAGCGGCACGGACAACCAGUUAAUCCAAUCUAUUUUCCACUAUGUGCUUUGCACUUCGCCGGUAAAAGCAAAAAAGACGCGUUAUAGAAGGCAAUCGAGAAAAGGAAAAUGCGGUCGUCGGAACAAGAAGUUUAGUGGCCUGCCUUUUCGGAUUCUCACUCAAACCCUUAUCUGCGAUUGUCUUUGCUGAUAGGUUCGAGUGAGAAUUGGAAACCUCAGACCAGUAAGCUUCCUGUUCCAGCGACGGCAUCUUCAUCUGAUCUUUGUAAUUUGCCCAUCCGCUAUUACGGGUGUUGCGUUACACCUAAAUGGGCUCACAUGAAGGUGUGUAGUAAGCGUUAAAGGCACCAAACAACUUUGACCCCACCGUAUGCAUUUAUUGCCAGUUGACUUGGCUCGAACUUGUCAGUAAUACAGGCUGGGAGAAGGAGAAGCUAGUUAGACCAGCUCUCCCGUAAUUUCCUUAACAGCUUUAAUUUAUCACGCCGUCAAACUGUUGUGACUCGUGGCUUUGAGAGCUUCCGAGGGACAGGAUAAUUCACUUCUCCAAAUCGAAGACCAGGCCGCAGUGCAUCCGAAGUAUGUCCUUUACGCAAGUUGCUCUCGUGGCAUAUGGGUCCAUGAAGUCAGGUGUGUGGGGAGCGAUGGACCAAGUGUGUGGGGAGCGAUGGACCAAGUGUGUGGCACGCGUGGAUGGGGUCUAUUCCAUGCCUACUCCCAUCUCCAAUAAUCUUAAUCUCGUCUACUCAUUGGAACUCAAUGUGCGUUGUGAGAGAGGUCGAGGUAGGCGCUACGAAGGUGCAGUUCAUCGUAUUUGGAAUCGCAAGUUGCCAUUGCAACCCAGGGAUUCUAUUGCUUAUCCUCUCUUGCGACGAAGGACCUAUCAUGGAGCCGACAAUAUCGUUGCUUUUUGUUGAUAACCAACUUUAUUUUAAAAUGUAAACCGUCUGACACCAGCCCACAAUGAACUGCAUACUUAUUUACACAAUUAUACCGUCCACUGUACACCCUUUAUGAGGUUACUACUGAUUCCACCAAUUGCAUUUGGAGGGAUUAUUUUUCUUACAGCCUUUCAAACAGCUGCCAAGCCGACCCCCCAAAGGUGGCCCGAAGGCCAUCCAACGUAUAGGUAUUAUUGACUUAGCUUUAACACAGUUUUCAAAGGCAUUAUAAGGUUUUCAAAGGCAUUGCCUAUUACUCUUAAAAUAUACGGACAAUUGACUCCGCCAACAAUGCAGCCGCCUUAGGCGCAUGCCGGACAGCUCCUAUUUUGUGUGGUUGCACGCACUGCAUUGCCCCUUCGCCUAGUUCUUUACUGCAUCAUACCAGAAGUGAAAAGCGCGACAGAGCACUAACAUCAUGACAUCAGUUGGUAACCAAAACCCAGUUACGCUUUAGGCCGUCUUAUUCAAUGCAUGACGGAGAUGCCUUUGUCUAUCCGUUGCACUGGUCCGAGCAAAUGGGGUUCCACCAUACUGUUUGUUUGCCAAAUUUAUUUGGACGUGCUCACUAAUACCUUCGAGCGCUUUUAUGUCUACUCUAAUAGAUUAAAAUUUGAAUCCGUUCAGUCAAGCCCUCAUCAUAAAAUACGAAGCUUCGAUGUUUUUGCUCGGUACCCGUAGUCGAGGACGCGCCAAACAGGGCACUCGGACAGCGUAAAUUCCUUCGCAAGCAUUUUGUUAUGUCCAAGGAAAUAAAUAACAUUUCAUGUGUGGCCUCGCCUCACUGUGCUUGUAUAUGAUUUCCACGCAUGCCCCUGCAUAUCCAAAACAUGGCAGGCACGAAAAUUUCCUGCCUUUCCAUUACUAAGGACUGUUUGUCGGCUCAACACGACGUAUAGGCGAAGCCUCUUCAAGAAAGUUUUUUGUUUCAUAAUCUUAUUUUAUGUGACAGGUAAUACUGAACUAAAUACCCCGGUUAUAUUAUUCCGGUACCAUCAAGAAGUCGACAGCAACUGCGGUUUUUCAACGCACUGUUUGCGUCCCUUGCAAACCUUGCUAAGGUGGUUGUCUCCUUGUAAUGUUUCAGCGAUAUGCCCAACGGCAGGGAUCUACAUCGUCUGUCCCGGCUACCACCAUUCCACAACCUUCACGCAGCUCUUUCGCGGAUAUUCCGGAAAGGAGUCCUCACCUACGUAGAACUCUUCUUCCUUCCGCUCCUACCCAAGAGACCGAGUGCAAUACCCCAAAUCGCACCGUAACCAAAGAAAUCUCAGGCUCCACCUCGGUCCCCAAGAGGCGGCUAGGGGAUUCUAUUUCUGAUACCAACGAACUCAUUCCGGAUGUCACCUCGAACAAGCAGCGCAAACUCACUGACAUCGAGCGCGACUUCACACUUACUUGUUCCGGAUCCUCCAAUUCCACUGCCUCCACUCGUCCCAUCAAAAUUUCACGCAAACUUCCACAAAAACCGGCUUCCCCAGUCCUCAAUGAUAUCGGCUAUAGUCGGCCAGCCGAGUCCACAGAACAAGGCUUCGAAAACAAGCGCACCUCCCCUACCUACGUAAAGCAUCCUACAUCCGCGGAAUUGCGUCCUGUUCCCCCACCCUCUGCAAAUGCUGCGUCGCUCCCGUUCUGUGAACAAGUUAAUGGAUCUAGCGGUGACAGUGCGUAUUACACUAGCAAUGGAAUAGCUGGCGGUUUUAGCAGCAGCGGUAGCAGCAUAAACGGCUCGGCUGGCGGCCUCUGUGCUAGAUCCUCGAUUGAAGAUGCCCACACGAACUCUCGAGUCUCCAGGAGAAGACCACCCAUGGGUUGUGGCAGCGAAGCGGGCAGUUGCGGAGACAGCAAUGUUCCCUCACCACAGACACCACCUACUCAGGAUACCCAACCGCCUGGUUAGUUGGUGUGAUAUAUCGAUCUAGUAUUCUUAUAAUCUUUUUCUCCAACGGCAAUUGCUUAUCUGCUCCCCUCUAGUCGAAGGUAACUGCGUUGACACCAUGGCGUCAUGAAACACUGUGGUGAAAUGGCCUUGUGACUGCCAACAGAGUCAACGCUUACUCCACUUUCGUCCGCUGGAGUUACAUUCUCGGUUUAGGCAUCAGACAUGGCUAUUCUUCAGACAACACAUACAUGUUUUGUUACAGACCAGUUUUGCGGAGAGGGCUAGCGAAUUCACCUGUUGAUUUUUGGCGACUUCUAGGACUGAGCAUUUCUAAAAACUACAGAACCCCAUGGAAUCUUCGGCUAUCUCCCAUUUAACCUAUUAGUCACAACGAUUGUGUCAUUCGCCUAUAGCGAACCUGGUCCCACCCCUCCGUAUGUUCUGCAUCGAUUGAUAUAUCUAGGGAAAAGAUCGAUACAUCCGGGAUGCCUUUCGCUCCUGCCAAAUGUAAAGUGCUGCCACGCCUUGGUUGGAGUCCCCUUUUUCUCUGACAGUUGUCGGUGUAUUGGCAGUGUCUGAUACUGCUGAAAACAAACUGUCUUUAAGUUGAGGGGAUGACCUAAUCCCCACCAGCUUUUGUUUGCAAUCGGUGGCCUCCGCCUCACAGACUUAGGAUCUCUUUUCGACUGACUUCCAAACACAAACUACCUUUGGCCACGAAUGCGUAGACCGUUUGUGAACUGGUGUGACUACGUCGCCAAGUAGGAAGUUCAUUACUUUCAGCCCCACAUUUCUGUGCUCUAGUCUGCCAUGACGAGGUAAAGAACAAACCGGUUAAGUCAAAGCAUAUGAAAUGCAGGACCGACAACAGCUAGCAUAGUUCUUGUCCCUCCUGGCAAGUAGAAACUAUUUUGAGCGUCAACUGGACUUGUCCAAUAGGUCGUCAAACAGUGAAAUGCGGGUAGUCUAUAUCACCUAGUCUAUGUUAUCCCCUCCCCUCCCCCCCCCCUACGUAAAGGCUUAGUUUCUGUCUAUUCUUGCCUAACCUAAUAACUGGAAAGUGGUGAUUGCAAAAUCGGUUCUCGGAGGAUGUUGGCUUUGUGCAGGAAUUUUCCAAAGUUCUCACUGUCCCAGCAAUAAUCUGCCGCCUUCUAUGUAACGCCUGACGUCAGACUGCCUCUAAAUCAUAAAACUGGCCUCUUGGAUAGGCUUUACUGGGUUGACUAAAUUAUAAAACCCGUUAUACGGCAAAUCAUUGCACAAUUAUAGUCUAUCGCUAUGCUUAGGUUAUUUAAUGAGCUGCGAGUCGUAAUGCUGACUAAAACAAAACCCGAGGUUUUAUACAUGCAUGUUGAUUGCACUAAGCAGUAUUUUUCCGGUAUAUUGUUAGAUAGGGGGUUCCGAAAGCACGCUAAAAUUCAUUUGCAGGGUUUCUAUACAGCCUGGGUUUCGUUGCAGCUUACUGUAUCGUUUGGCGCAUAGCUCCAGCAUCUGCAUCAGGCCAACCCUAGACCGUAUAUGAUGCCCAAUACUCACACUAGGCACCUGUGCGUCCACAUCCUUGCCCUGCUGCGAACGCUCGUGCCAGUGCCGUUCAGGCAGAUAUUGUUAAGUUCAUACACCCAUCUUCUCUCCCUGUUGCCCUAAAUUCCGACGUAUUUGCGCGAUCGGCUGCUUGGGCUUCCAUUUUUCUGUCCAACACCUCCGCUGCGCCUUCUUGUCGCGCCUGCUGCCUCCACCGAUGUCUUACUUCCUAUUCUUAUGCGCACGCGCAUACGGGUGGAAGCCAGCGCCGCAGGUCUCCUAGUGCACCAUUUAUGUAGGGCUGACAAUCUCCGCAGUGGGCAUGUCUCUCACCCUCCCAAAGAGGUGUGCAUACCAGGUCUGUUUUACUAGUUAGGAACUUCCAGCUGUGAUAUCCGAUCCCGACAGUCAGAUUGCUUCUAUCCGAAAUUAAGUCGUCUGACUCUCUGAUCAUCCACUACAGCCCUGUCAGCCUUGGGUGUCACGGAGGACAACAACUUGAGUCGUGAUCAACCUGCUGAGACAUUUAGUCUAGGACUUAGGUGACGGUUAAGUUCACACACAAAACCCAUAAAUAAUCUGUGCUUUUGGCUUUUUGUUGUGCGUAAGACCACCCACACACUUUCGAUAGUUAUGAGGAUCAGCGCUAUUGGCCAAACAUGAUAUAACCCUCAGUUACGGAAGCAGAGGCAUUGUUUACAAAAUAAACUGCCGAAACCCUCUUUUGCCUCAUUCUUGAGUAUUGCAGAAAUAGUUGCCCGCACGCAAAAGAGUUGAAUCGCAUUGACCGCUUAUUUCAAUCCUGCGGGCGUCUAACAAGUUCUGCGCAAAACUAACUCAAUGACCAGCUCGCAGGUGCAUGGAAUCUCUGGAGCCAUACUAAGUCAGUCUAUGGGUGUUGGCGUCAGAAUUGUAGCUGGACCGACGCCACCCCUCGAGCAGCGUUGCCACUAGCCGAAGACUCUAUUCCUAAUGGAAAUAAACGGCACAGCUAUUUACCGUAUCCCAUGUGCCGGUCGCCCUUGCUUUUACACCUAUUUGGUUCGACGCCUCUGUGCCCGCCUCGGUAAACGUAAGCCGUCGGUCCGGCUACGCGACUCCCCGGCGCUGCAAAUAAAAUUACCAGCAUGGUCGCAACCGCUAGUUGGCGAUCACCUUUUCUCGCGAACAUUGUUGCCCGUUAUGUCUAUUUCAGAGAUGAUUUUGAAGAUUUGCGAGCACACUACAGCUGUCUCCUACACCUGGGAAUUACUGCUUCAUUUAGAAAACAUUAUCUAGUAUUCUUACGACUCCGGUAUCCAUCAGUGAAAAUCACUCAUAGUCCUUGCAUCCACAGUUUGGUAACAAUUAUUGUGCCCUUGCCCCACCCUCCGAUACCUUAACCGCACUCAUACUAGCCAUUCUGUCUAUAUACUGGGUAUUUGGUAAUUCUAACAUUCACCAGUAAAUUCUGAGUUUCUAAACAGUUUCCAGUUUGGUUAACGUAACCUCAAAAUGCCUAUCAGCAGAAAUUCCGGUCAUUGUCUUCUGCCUGUCACCGCUGUUUCGGCACCCCUUUGUUGCUUGUUGCACUAACUCGAACUUCGCAUUUUUCUAUGCUCUGAGUGCUGACCUGGCCCAUCAAGUACAUAGGUGAUGAUUAUACUGGCCUUCCAUUUAACCAAGGUAUUAUUGAAACUUAUACGAGUCGUCAGCUUACUUGUCUUUCUCGCUCUUGUGUUUUCACACAACUGUAAAUGGUUGUCAUGAAUAACCAGUAACUACCAUUCCAUGCUCCGACCAGUUGAUAUCUUUAAAAUACCAAACAACUACCCUUUAAUGUUAAACGGCUAUCUCUGUUCGACACUGCCUCCGUGCAAAUGUGUUUGACUUGUAAAAUAAGUGGCACUGGAGCGUCAACUCUAGAAGACGUACAUUUCCCGAACGAUAGGGUGAUCCGAUAAAUCGUAGUUUGUUUUGGUUGAGGUGGUUAAGCAACCUGCAAAAUUGCGUACGUCGGUCAAGCUGUUUCCUAAACUACGCUCAACCCAUUUCGCAGUUGUCCUACCAACAGAACACAGUAGGAGAGAGGGAGUGAAGGGCCACUUCCACCCAUCCUUUCUUCACUCCAAUUCACCUGAGUCGUAUGCGGACAAUCUCAGCACAUCGAAGGUUACGACUGAAGGGUUGACAACCAGCGAGAAACCUUGGCGCCUGAGAUAGUGCUGGACUGCAUUAGCUUCUUCUUGGGCUGAAUUUGUAAGAAUUAUUAUACGUUAUACACACGAGACGGAGACAAGCCGUCAGGGCCACUAAUAUGACCCAAAUCGUUCAAAGUCAUCUUAUCCUAGUCUUACCAUCAGACUGACGCUCGUGCAAGGCAGUAAUAAGAUUAAUGCCGCGCAAGUUCAUACGAAGGUCACUACUGCUUUUCAGAAAUAGUGGCAGUCAUGCUCGUGUUCGACAGUCAAACUAUCCUUUUGGCCACGUGUCCAUGUAGAUCCCGGCUUGGUCAACCAGGGGAACCAAAAUGUGUAGCUCUGUGUAGCCACCAUGUCAUGACAGGAGUGAGAAGGGCGCAGUUGAGUGGUUGUUGCUCGCUAUGCUCCAGUCAAUUCUUUCUCUGGUGGACUGACUGUUAGUGUUCAGAAGUAGACUCCCAAAGUGCAGUUUCUGUACAUGGGUACUAGUGUAAUGAUGAACUGUCCCAUUCUCUACAGGCAAGUCAAUGUUGAGCGUCUUCCAGCCAUCUCACUGUGCGGAUGAAAAAUCAUCAGAGCUAUCGGACGAAGAGUGCCUAUACUCGGAUAUUGCUUCAGAAACAGCUGAAUUGGAAAGGUAAUUUCCUCUCUCCUAUAAAGGACAGUGCGUUUUUAUGUUCACUUUAUCACCUCGCCAGAGCAUUGGACUUCACAUUGAGUUUUUUUAACUCUCAGCCCAUCCACAUCCUGUUGCCGGAACUUUUAUUUUGCUGUUCGUAUAGUGGUAAGGUCACUUUUAAGCCAAAUCGGUGUUUGGCUUUUUAAUGAUGAAUUGGGGUCCUGGUCUGCGAAUAAAUUGCUCUAGUUUGCUCUUAGACUAUGCCUCCCUUGUUUAGCUAAAACUCGGCAUCCGAUAAAGAUAGAAAAGCUCUUUUUGGAAACCAUUAAGUUUUCCGCCAAUUCCAGUUUAUACUAGGUGCUAUCUAACCGGCCCGGCAUACCGAGUUCUAUUGCGUUAUCAUUCUAUAAACUUCACAUCUACUACCUGUCUAAUUUUAGGCUCUUUCCGGAAAUUCGCGAUUCGACAGAAGCCUCUGCAUAUCGUAACGAGUUUGAAAGUCUAUACCCGACCUAUCUGCAUCUCUACCAAUCAUUCCAAGCUGCCUGGGAGACCAUUGAAACCCUUAAAAUGCGUGUUCUGACUGCUCUACGCGAACGCAGCAGCAGUGCGGCCUCGCAGUCUGCUUGUGAAUUGGACGAGUUCAUCAAGGGCAUGAGGACGCCGCAGCGUCGCGCCGACGAGAUCCAGUUGGCAGUUAUGACCUACAAGCUGCGUCUUCUCAAACAGCGUCUAGCGGUUUUUACGGCUCAGGGCGUCGAGUCCAAGAUGUCGACAGCCAGCGUUACUGGUUACUACAAGGCUGUCGAUGCUCGUUGA